Molecule: messenger RNA, 804 nt
Organism: Eucalyptus grandis
Lineage: Eukaryota; Viridiplantae; Streptophyta; Magnoliopsida; Myrtales; Myrtaceae
Exons: 2
Coding region: 1-783 (260 amino acids)
Molecular function (GO): polysaccharide binding
Source: RefSeq, a predicted model, not a curated record
AUGGCGGAAGAGUCCAAGGACGGUCGAUCGAGGAAGAAGGGAGGAAGUUGCUACGGGAGUUCCGUGCUCGCACUUCACCAAUGCGAGUUCCGUGGAGGCGAAAGGAAACUGAGGAGACCCCGACAAAGAGAAAGCGUAAGGGAAACCAAGUCGAUCCGUCAUCCGUUAACCGCAAAACAUCACGUAUCGCCUCGUUUUCAUCUACACCAACGCGUCCUCCGUGCACUCUUCCAUUCCCUCUCUCUUCCUCUUCUUCCUCUGCUUCGGCCAUGGCACCGCCACCAUGCCAUUCGAGCCCGGGACCCUUGUGACCCCAAAAUCUGCUCUAGCCAGGAGCCGCCGGUUCAGUUCCCGUUCCGGCUCGAACCAUACCAACCUGCCAACUGCAGCUAUAAUCAGGAGUUCGACCUGUCCUGCGACGAUCAUGGGAACACUCUGCUCUCGCUCCCAAAGACCUCGCAUCCGCUCUUCGUCAAGUCCAUCGACUACGCCAAACAGUCCGUCCUCAUGCAGGACUCCAACGAGUGCCUCCCCCUGCUGCUGGCGAACCUUAACCUCUCUAGCUUCUCCUACCAAAGGGUUUAUAACAAGAACCCAGAUGGGUACACGCCCUCCAACUACAACUAUUCCCUGUUCAAGUGCCCACCGCCCGAGAGGACCCAGCAUGACCCGGGUGGACCGCCAGACCCAACCCGGGUUGUACGAUGUUUAUGCUACCUGUUCCAACUCCUAUGUGUUAGAGAAAACUCCCAUAUUAUUUUGAAUAUGAUAAAACUUAUCUAAAGUCUAUUCUGAAGAUCGCCA